Molecule: messenger RNA, 831 nt
Organism: Pocillopora meandrina
Lineage: Eukaryota; Metazoa; Cnidaria; Anthozoa; Scleractinia; Pocilloporidae
Source: the annotation of a GenBank genome assembly
AUGUCACUUGAUUGGAAAAAGUGCAUCAUUUGUCAGGAGUCCACGAGAGAAGCAUUAAAGUGUCCCCUAAACAGUAAUGGAUCACCUGAAGAUAACCGGCAAACGUAUUUGACUUUCUUUCAAAAUGUGAACAGCUUUCGGGAAGCAAAUGCUUUACCCACGGAGCUUAAAUUUAGCGACGAUGUUGAUGUAGACUGCCUUUGUCAAGGUUCUUGGCACAAGUCCUGUAACCUCAAGUUUGGCCUUUCAAAGCUUAAGAAAGCUCAAGAGCGUGCCGGCCGAAAACGAGGCGAAGACAGCAGAGCAGACGAGGAGAGAAGACCCGCAUCGAAACGCAGGAAACGCCAGUCUAACUCUGAAGAGCAGUCACAAUGUUUAUUAUGUUCAGGUGGAGGCGACAGCGAUAAUCUUCAAUGUCUCUCGAUGCUGGAAACUGAUAAGAGCGUCCGUCAAAUAACCCUUGAACUGGAGGAUUUUGAAUUGUUACAAUAUACAGGUCGUAUAUCAGAGGAAGAAUUAAUUGCUAUUGAAGCAAAAUACCAUCUGAAAUGCCCAAUCUCUUGGAAAAAUCGGUACAGAUCACUCUGUACGCAGAAAGUGCAAUGUUCAAGUGAUAGAGUGGACGAUGAAAAAAUGGACAAGUCAAUCGCAUUUGUCGAGCUGGUCGAGUACAUUGAAGGAUGUGUGGAAAACGGAACUCAUCUGUUUAAACUUUCUGAGCUGUCGUCGUUGUACAUCCAGAGGCUUAAAGAUCUUGGAAUUAAAAAGACCACACAUAAAACCAGGUUUAAGGAUUCUUUGUUGGAACAUUACAAUGGGAGAACAAACUGA